AGGAAGCACGAUUUGGGGUGUGUGAUUUUUAUAAAAUAAAAAGACCCUCAAACUCGGUUCCAAUUGCCUUCUCUUUUCUUUGUUACGCUUUGAGUUUCUCACAGAGAUAUAACAGCACAAACAAACACUGUCUUUCAUCUUCUCUUGUUGUAGAAAGUCACAGUGAGGUGAGGGAUGCAAGGAAUAGAAGGAGGAUUUGUGAGUUCAAACGAGGUAGAGCUGAGUCCCACUAUGAGUAACUCGUCCUCACUGUCCAUGGAGCUAGACGAGUCUACCGAGACCAGGAUCCAACGCCUCAUAUCGGAGCAUCCGGUCAUCAUCUUCACCCGAUCCUCCUGCUGCAUGUGUCAUGUCAUGAAGAACCUUUUAGCCACCAUCGGUGUUCAUCCCACCGUCAUCGAAUUAGAUGAUAAUGAGAUCGCCGCUCUUCCCCUCUCAGACACCAUCGCCCCUGCAGCAUUCAUAGGCGGCACCUGCAUCGGUGGCCUUGAAUCCCUUGUCGCCCUCCAUGUCACCGGCCACCUCAUUCCUAAACUCGUCCAAGUCGGCGCUCUCUGGGUAUGACACAACCCAACCCAACCUACCUCUCACGCAAUCAACCACUAUAUAUCACCUAUCCAUAUUCCUACACUACAUUCCAUUGUCUCAUUCCUCUCUCUUUAUAUUUCUCUCCUUAAUUAAUCUUUAUAUAUGUUAUGCUCUGCAAUUGCUAGUUAGUACCUAGUAUUAUUAUUAUUAGUAUUAGUUUUAAAAUCAAGAAACAUGGCUAAUUGUAUAAUUUAGGGUUGUGAAAUGAAAUCUCAAUUUGUGUU
Vigna angularis (adzuki bean) is the source of this 812-nucleotide messenger RNA. Its product is annotated as glutaredoxin-C6. Lineage: Eukaryota; Viridiplantae; Streptophyta; Magnoliopsida; Fabales; Fabaceae. Bases 175 to 564 code for a protein of 129 amino acids. The transcript has a single exon. The record is from RefSeq and is a predicted model, not a curated record.